This is a messenger RNA of Cucurbita pepo subsp. pepo (vegetable marrow), 2885 nucleotides long. The record is from RefSeq and is a predicted model, not a curated record. NCBI's taxonomy places the organism in Eukaryota, Viridiplantae, Streptophyta, Magnoliopsida, Cucurbitales, Cucurbitaceae.
CACAUUGUACUAUGCUUCAGACUCCGUUUCAACUUUCAACCGCCAUUCUUCGUUUCAAUUCAUUUCCAAAGCCCUCUCAGAAUUCCCGAUUGAAAUUCCUGCUUACAAGAUUUUAGCUACCGGCUCAUCUUACUCCGUCGUCAAUGGCGGCAAUGGCGAUGGCGGCAUCUUCAUCGUUUUGCCGACCUCUGCCUGAAUUAGCCUCGGGGCGGGCCAGAAAUCCGGCGUUGCUGAAUAGGAGGAGGCCACGAGUUGUGGCGAAUUGGGGGCAUUUCGGGGAUGUGGUUCGCAAGGAUGUGGAGUUUAUAAAGGUUGGAUUGAACAGAGGGAUUCGGUGGGCGAAUGAUGCUUUUCGAAUUCCGCAGGUUUCGAAGACCGUCGACGAUCUUUUAUGGCUUCGCAACAUUGAGGAUCCUCAAGCUGUUAAUCUUCCGACUCCUUCUCCGCCGCAACCUUCGUAUCCAGAACUCUCUGGUGUAGAUUUGUUCAUGGCUGAUCUUAAAGCCUUAGAAGCAUAUGCCGUUUAUUAUUAUUCUCUAUCUAAAAUUUGGACAAAACCACUUCCUGAGGUCUAUGAUCCACAAAGUGUUGCUGAAUAUUUCGGUUGCAGGCCUCAUGUCGUGGGCCUUCGAUUGCUAGAGGUAUUUUCCUCCUUUGCUACUGCAGCAAUAAGGAUUCGAAUGUCUAGAGUUCAAAAGUUUCUGGGGCCAGGCUUAGAUGGAGAAAACGAUGAAUCAAAAUCCAAAUUUGGGUCGGUGCUCAAGGAAACCCUCUUAAACUUGGGCCCUACUUUCAUCAAAGUUGGUCAGUCCCUUUCUACAAGACCCGAUAUCAUUGGUAGUGAAAUUUCAAAGGCUUUGUCUGAGCUACAUGAUCAAAUUCCUCCUUUUCCCAGGACCAUUGCUAUGAAAAUUAUUGAGGAAGAAUUAGGUUCUCCAAUAGAAUCGUUUUUCAGCGACAUCUCUGAAGAACCUGUGGCUGCAGCAUCUUUUGGUCAGGUCUAUCGUGGAAGAACACUCGAUGGCAUUAGUGUGGCUGUGAAGGUUCAACGCCCUAAUAUGCUUCAUGUGGUCGUGCGUGAUGUCUAUAUUCUUCGACUUGGGCUUGGAUUCUUGCAAAAGAUAGCAAAGAGAAAAAGUGACCUUCGAUUGUAUGCUGAUGAACUAGGGAAAGGUUUGCUUGGGGAAUUGGAUUAUAAUUUAGAGGCCACCAAUGCAACAGAGUUUUGGGAAACUCAUUCCCAUUUCUCAUUUAUACAUGUGCCCAAAGUUUUCAGACAUUUAAGCCGAAGGAGAGUCUUGACUAUGGAGUGGAUUUCUGGUGAUAGUCCAACUGAUUUACUCACUAUAUCUACUGAGAAAACAAGCUCAGCGUAUUCAGAGAGGCAAAAAGUUGACGCCAAAAGGCGUCUUCUGGAUCUGGUUAACAAAGGAGUUGAGGCAACAUUAGUCCAGCUUCUCGAUACUGGAUUACUUCAUGCCGAUCCACACCCCGGAAACUUGCGUUACAUACCUUCAGGACAAAUAGGGUUUCUAGACUUCGGUUUACUUUGUCGGAUGGAGGAGAAGCAUCAAUUAGCAAUGCUUGCGUCGAUUGUUCACAUUGUAAAUGGGGAUUGGGCUAACCUUGUUCAAGCUCUUGCUGAAAUGGAUGUUGUGAGGCCAGGGACUAAUUUACGACGUGUUACCUUGGAUUUGGAAUAUGCCUUGGGAGAAUUAGAAUUUAAAGAUGGAAUUCCUGAUGUAAAGUUCAGUAAGGUUCUUGGCAAAAUCUGGUCUAUAGCCCUCAAGUAUCAGUUCCGCAUGCCUCCAUACUAUACACUAAUGCUACGGUCUCUUGCCUCCUUGGAAGGUCUGGCACUAGCGGCAGAUAAAGAUUUCAAGACAUUUGAAGCUGCAUUUCCUUAUGUAGUUCAGAAACUUCUUACUGAAAAUUCCAUUCCUACCCGGAAGAUAUUACAUUCGGUGGUCCUAAACAAAAAGAAAGAAUUUCAAUGGAAAAGAAUUGCUCUUUUUCUCCGAGUAGGUGCAAUGAGGAAAGGUUUGCAACGAAUGGCAGCUCCACAUAAUGAGGCAGCCAUUGAAUAUUCAACCGUUAAAGCUAAUAGUGACCUUGAUGUUGUAAAUUUAAUUACAAGGCUAUUGGUAUCCAAAGAAGGUGCAGUGCUUAGAAGACUUGUAAUGACCGCAAAUGGAGCUUCACUGAUCCAAGCAAUGGUUUCUAAAGAGGCAAAGUUCUUCCGUCAACAACUCUGCACAAUUGUGGCUGAUAUAAUACACCAAUGGGCACUUAGAACGCUAGGACAGGGCAACCGAGCUACCGGUACGACGAUUAAAACAGGAAUUCCAUCCGACAGGAGAGGAGGGCGGAGUAGUUCACAGUUAACAACAGGCCAAAUUGAUUACAGUUCCUUCUUGAAUGACCGGCGGAUCAAAUUGCUUUUCUCUAAGGUGCUCAAAUCAGCUGGCAAAAAACCAGUUUUAAUGCUCAAGUUCUUCUGGACAUCCAUCAUAAUUUUGGCAACAGCUUCUGCAAUGGCUUGUCACCGGACUGUUGUGUCCUUGUCUGAACUCUAUUUGGGUCCCAUAUCACUUGCUCCCAAGCGAUAUGCUGUACCUGCAUGAUGUGCACGUAUGGUAAGAACUCUGCUUGCACUUGCGAACCAGAAAAAAGAUUGCAUCAUAUUUUAGGGAUAUUAAGGAUGACUUGGCGCUGUAUGUAUUAGAGACUUCAACGCAUCAAAUAGAGAGCAUAUAACAUGUAUAGUAUUCGCGGUUAUUGUUAGAAGCUUUGGCAUUUGAUCUAUGGAUUAUGUUCUUGAAUGUUUAUAAAAAUGUGGAUUUUGUUCUCAAAUGUCAAUAAUUAACAAAAACACUAGAAAGUAA